Molecule: messenger RNA, 1260 nt
Organism: Anarrhichthys ocellatus (wolf-eel)
Lineage: Eukaryota; Metazoa; Chordata; Actinopteri; Perciformes; Anarhichadidae
Product: pleckstrin homology domain-containing family F member 2-like
Exons: 2
Coding region: 11-892 (293 amino acids)
Biological process (GO): endosome organization; endosome to lysosome transport
Cellular component (GO): early endosome
Molecular function (GO): phosphatidylinositol binding; metal ion binding
Source: RefSeq, a predicted model, not a curated record
CACCUUAUAUAUGCAUGAUCCCGGUGCCAACGCAGGUUAUUCGGUCGCCGCGAUGGACCUGUUUACGUCCAACGACGAGAACCGCCAUCGCAUCCAGGUGGUGGAGAAUUCAUUUGGUCCUGCGGGGCAGCCCCUGUCCAAGCCGGGUCGGUAUCUGAUGGGACAGGGCCGCCUGGUGAAGCAGGGUCGCCGGAAGCCCCAGCCCAAGGUUUUCUUCCUCUUCAGCGACGUGCUGGUGUACGGCAGCAUCAUCCUGCACCGCCGCUGGCACAAAAACCAGAAGGUCAUCCCUCUAGAGGACAUCAUGCUCAAGGACAUGGAGGACACUGAGGGAUUGAAGAACCAAUGGCUGAUGCGCACGCCGCGCAAGUCGUUCUUCGUGUCCGCCCCGUCGUACGAGGAGAAGUGGGCCUGGAUGGAGCACAUCGAGGAGUGCCGCUCGAACCUGCUGCAGGGCGGCGGCAGCCAAGCUGGCUCCACCUUUGCUGUGGCGUGGAUCCCAGACCAGGCUGCCUUCAAGUGCAUGCGCUGCUUUGACAAUUUCACCAUGACCAAUCGCCGCCACCACUGCCGAAAAUGUGGCUUUUUGGUGUGCAACGCGUGCUCUACGCAGCGAGCGGUGAUCGGCCACAUUCACCCCACCAAGCGGUUGAGGGUCUGCAGCCUGUGCGACACGAGGACGAAGGAGUACGAGAUGUCCAGCCCGGGAGGGAACGGCACUGGGAAGAAUAGCUCGGAGGAAGACAAUGAGGCGGCAUCCAGUGACGAAGAAGAGGGAGUGGAGACGAUGGAGGGCCACGCUUACAGCAGCUGGCUGGUGUCCCAUCAGGGCACCUGUGGACAGACGGGCACCUACGUUUACCCGAUACCAAUGAAUCAGAGGCCCCAGUGAAACAUGAGCACAUCGAGACGGUCUCUCAGACACGUUUACCAUCAUCGAGCGUCAUCUUAAACAAUGAAGUCAAAGAGUAUUGGCCUUUUGAAUGGGCCGAGAUGGCACAAAGGUAAACAAAUGCAAUAGAGGAACGUUAAAAACAUUGAGAGAGAACCAUGUAUUGUAUUUUUAACUAUUUAAUGUUGUCGUACCUGAGUUUUUAAACACAGUUCCCGAUCCAUGGAAAAACACCAUUAUCUUCUCAAACAUUAUUUGAUGUUGAGAAGAGCAGUGUAUGCAGUUAUGAAACUUCAUUUUAUCAGUUUAUACUUUGCUACUUUUUAAUUUUGCUUCGAAAUGAUCUAAAAACAAUAAAAGCAUUUAAA